UAAUUUGCAGCUUCGAAGCAGACUCCGCGGUGGUAGGGGAAGAGGUUUUUGCUUCUGCAGAAUGACGAGAGCGGCUCUCUUCCAUUUGCUACGCUCACAAUCCAAACGUCUCUCACAAACAAACUUCAAUUCAGGUUAUCAUCUCCAAAGGUCAUCAGCAUGGACCAAUGAAAAAUGUGGACCCACCAGCAACUCCGUCUCCCAGCUCAGUGCAGUUCAGAAAAGAUGGGCAUCUCAAGCUACAAGAAGAGAAGAUGAAAGCAAGAUCAGCAUUGGACCGCGCAGAGACCAAGAAGCUGAGGAAGAUGAAAAAAACAUUGCUUAUGUGGGACCAAUCUCGUCCACCAUCAAGAAAGUGAAGCUUCUCUCUUUAUCCACAUGCUGCCUCUCGGUAUCGCUUGGCCCGGUCAUAACCUUCAUGACGUCCCCCGACAUGAAUGUGAUCCUGAAGGGUGCUGUUGCAUCUUCUGUGAUAUUCUUAAGCGCUACUACUACUGCAGCACUUCACUGGUUUGUGAGCCCCUAUGUCCAUAGAAUUAGAUGGAAACCAGGUUCAGACACUUUUGAGGUCGAGAUUAUGUCGUGGCUGGCAACUUACAUUCCUCGAACCAUUCGGUUUGCAGAUAUUCGACCACCAGAAACAAAUCGUCCCUUUGUGACGUUCAAGGCCAAUGGAAGCUUCUAUUUCGUUGACACAGAGCACUGUCAUAACAAGGCUUUGUUGGCCAGACUGACUCCUCCGCAGCACGAGUCUGCUUUUAGAAACUUGUGAUUUUCUGAGAGCUUUUUGUAUUUUCACCGAGUUGAUGAUAGCCAAUGAUAUGGCUGAACGAUGAGGUCAUAAAAAUCAUGUACUUUCACAAUGGAUAAAUUGCUUUACAUUUUGGUUAUGAGACCAUUUUUGUCAUAAAAA
Molecule: messenger RNA, 913 nt
Organism: Momordica charantia (bitter melon)
Lineage: Eukaryota; Viridiplantae; Streptophyta; Magnoliopsida; Cucurbitales; Cucurbitaceae
Biological process (GO): mitochondrial proton-transporting ATP synthase complex assembly
Cellular component (GO): mitochondrial membrane
Source: RefSeq, a predicted model, not a curated record